Sycon ciliatum is the source of this 1302-nucleotide messenger RNA. Its product is annotated as dehydrogenase/reductase SDR family member 11-like. Lineage: Eukaryota; Metazoa; Porifera; Calcarea; Leucosolenida; Sycettidae. The transcript has a single exon. The coding region runs from base 277 to 1038 and encodes 253 amino acids. The record is from RefSeq and is a predicted model, not a curated record.
UUUGUGCAUUAUUUUAUUUUUUGUUGUUGUUCAUGCAAACUCAAAAGAAUAGUGAUUGCGCAGUGUAAUCUGCUGGAGGAAGCUUGCUUUGUGGUAGGACAGGCUCACGUUUGGCAAGCAUAGGAAAGCGAGAGCUCGGGGAGAAAUCUGAUUCAGGUGUGAGGAAGAGAACCUGGUCAUUCCGCUCAAGUCAUUGGUGCCGUUUUUAGACGUAGAAAAACUGAAGAAAAAAACUGAGCAACAGAGAAAGUAAACUAUUAUUUUGGUCCGGGCAGCAUGGAGCGAUGGAGAGGUAAAAUAGCACUAGUGACUGGUGCCUCGGCUGGUAUUGGAGCUGACGUUGCUGCUCGCCUGGUCGGCCAUGGCAUGGUGGUGUACGGCUGUGCGCGAGGUGUGGAUCGCAUCGAGCAGGCCGCCCUGAAGCUGAAGGAUGCUCCUGGGCGGCUGAUCGCCGUGCAGUGCGACUUGCUCAAAGAUGACGAGGUGCUCCGGAUGUUUGAACGGAUUCAGGCCGAGCAGGGUACGCUCCACCUGUGUGUGAACAAUGCCGGCAUGGCGCGCAAGUCGACGAUCCUGGACGGAUCGCGCGACCAAUGGCGGGAGGUGUUUGAAGUGAACGUCCUAGCCGUACGCCAGUGCACGCAGGAAGCUGUCAAGCUCAUGAAGCAGGGCAAGGUCGAAAACGGGCAAAUUGUCACCCUCAACAGCAUGAGCGGCCACAGGUCGACCAGCAACCGAGAGCUGGCAUCGUAUCAGAUGGCCAAACACGCCGUGACGCUCAUGACUGAACUGACCAGGCGUGAACUGCGCGAUCUGGGCGGCUUCAUUCGCAUUGGCCAAAUCUCGCCCGGCAUGGUUGAAACUGAGUUUGAGGCGCGAUGCAGUGGUGACCCGCAGGCAGCCAAAGAGAAAUAUGCCUCGCUCGAGACUAUUCUACAUGCUGAGGAUAUCACUGAUGCACUGAUUCACAUGAUUGGCGCUCCGGAACACGUGGAAAUUCACGACGUCCUCAUGCGCCCAACUACUCAGAAGUUCUGAGGUGUUCGUGUGGAGAUCUCUGACGGAUGUACUUGGACCGGAACGUGUCAAUUUCACUUGCCGCCUGCCGUAUCGAAUACGCGAGGCGAUAUUUUUUUCUUAUCAGGACCAAUUACUAUAAUGUGUCAACGCUGACAUGGCAUUGUGUGUUUAGAAAAUUAUAAUGAUAGCACAUUGAAUUUUCUUUCGUGAAGUUAUCUGGAGUUCUCCGCGAUGAAUUUCCACCUGGAAAGUUUUGCCAGCAGAGGCACUGGCUAUAUUUAA